AUGGCACUGUGUGAGGAGCUCAGCUUUAACGUGGAUCAUGGUUACCUGGAGGGUCUGGUUCGAGGAAUGAAAGCUGGGAUUCUGGCUCAGACUGAUUAUCACAAUCUGGCUCAGUGUGACACACUUGAGGAUAUGAAGCUGCACCUUCAGAGUACAGACUACGGUAAGCUGCUGUCCUCCUCCGAGGGAGAUUUGACUGUGUCUCUGCUGGACAACAAGCUGAGGGAGAAUCUGGUGACUGAAUUCAGCUGCCUGCGCUCCAAUGCCCUGCCACCUCUCUCCACCUUCCUUGACUAUAUAAGUUACAGCUACAUGAUCGACAAUGUGGUGAUGCUGAUCACCGGGGCCCUGAAGAAGAAAGAUGUGUCAGAGCUGCUCCCACGGUGUCACCCACUGGGAGCUUUUGACCAAAUGGCUGCCGUGGGCAUUGCUCGCACUCCAGCUGAAUUGUACUCAACCAUCCUGGUGGACACACCACUAGCUCAGUUUUUCCAGGAUGCUGUAUCUGAGUCCAACCUGGAUGAAAUGGAGGCUGAGAUCCUGAGAAACAAACUGUAUAAGGCAUACUUGCAGUCUUUCUACUCUUUCUGCAAGAGCAUGGGCGGCGUCACAAAGGAUGUAAUGUGCCCUGUCCUGGAGUUCGAGGCGGACAGGCGGGCCUUCAUCAUCACAGUGAACUCCUUUGGGACAGAUCUCACCAGAGCAGACCGGAGUGCCCUGUAUCCAUCUUGUGGUAAACUUUACCCUGGAGGACUGCAACUCCUGGCCCAGGCAGAGGACCAUGAACAGGUCAAAGCUGUGGCCGACUGUUACCCAGACUAUAAAAAGAUUUUUGAUGACCCCGAGCCAGGAUCAGAUUUUAAGACUCUUGAGGACAGAUUCUUUGAACAAGAGGUGAAGCUGAACAUACUCGCUUUCCUGCAGCAGUUCCACUUUGGAGUAUUUUACUCUUACAUCAAACUUAAGGAGCAGGAGAGUCGGAACAUUGUGUGGAUUGCUGAAUGUGUCACACAAAGGCAGAAGUCAAAGAUACACAACUACAUACCCAUUUUCUAGGGAACAAAUUAACUAAGCAACAAGGAGUAACAUGUAUUUAACAUACAUGAUAAACACAUGUAUUUGCAUGCCUAAGCAAGUAUGAUUCAGUGAGGAUUAAAAUCAGUCUUCAGCAUCAUCACUGCUUAUACUACAAACCACAGAAAACACAUGAGCCUUAGUAUUACACUGUUAGCACAGUUUUUGUUCAUGUGUAUUGAGUGUUACAUCGUGAUUGCUUAU
This is a messenger RNA of Archocentrus centrarchus (flier cichlid), 1278 nucleotides long. Its product is annotated as V-type proton ATPase subunit d 1-like. Lineage: Eukaryota; Metazoa; Chordata; Actinopteri; Cichliformes; Cichlidae. The record is from RefSeq and is a predicted model, not a curated record. Gene Ontology annotation, molecular function: proton-transporting ATPase activity, rotational mechanism. Gene Ontology annotation, biological process: proton transmembrane transport. Bases 1 to 1056 code for a protein of 351 amino acids. The transcript has 8 exons. Gene Ontology annotation, cellular component: proton-transporting V-type ATPase, V0 domain.